AUGACGCAUUUGACGAUCAAAUACGUGAUCUUUUUCACAGUUUUUGCUGCUUUUGAUGUAGCUAUAGCAGCAAAGAAAAAGGAAAUUCAGAAAGCAGCAGGGCAACUCCUUGAGAAAGAGGGUCAGAAGUACGAUGAAAGGACCUGCAAGUCAACAUACUUCCCUAACAUCCAACGGUUGCACCAUUCAAACAAGGUAGAUCAAGCCAUUGGAUGUCUUCUAAAAUCUUUGUUGACUACUAACUCAAAUGCAUGGAAUUGGUCAUAUCUUGGCAGUCUAUAUUCAGAGAAAGGAGAGAAAGCUAAGGCUACAACCUGUUUUAAACAAGCAGCAAAGCUUUCAGGAAAAGUUAGCCAAUUUGUAAACCAAUGGUAUUUUAUUGGUCCUUUCAUGAUUGGGAAGUCUGAAGUGGAUGGAGAUCCCAUCGAAUCCUGGGGAGGUAUUGUGAAUGUGUCGAGGCACAGACAUGAGAAAAAGGCUGCGUUUUACUCUGAACUUGUGGCCGGUGGAGUGGUGAAAUGGCAGACGUAUUCUCAGACAAAAGCUGGCGAGAGAGUUCAAAUUGCGCCCGAUGUCAACUGGAAUGAAUUGAUUUCAUCCCUUGGAUCAUUAGCCAUUACAGAAUGGCAGGGCUGGGUGGUCGGAGAGUUUGCUGUCAAUGCUAAAGGGGAUGUUUCCAUUCAAUGUUUAGGUGUACAUACUUUCUUUGUAGAUGGAAUAUUUGUUGCAGCUGAUGUGUAUAGAAGGGAUGAGUUUUGGUUUACACUCUCUCUAGACCCUGGUAUUCAUACCAUCUACAUUCGUCUCAGAGCUAAAGGUUCACAGGUCUUCAGUUGUAACAUUAAAGCUGCUGAUGGUGAACCUUUUAUGGUGCACCCAGCUGUGAUGGUACCAGAUAUUGUUGAGGACACCUUGAUGGGAGAUGUGUUUGCCAUUCCUCUCACCAAUCUUCAGGGAAGCAAAUGGCUCAAAAAUUUGAGAGUUAGCUUAGCUGAACCAACUGAAGAACUCUCAGUUUCGCUAGCCAGGGAGCGAGGUCUGAUGAACGUAGCCCCAGGGCAGACCAUCCCAAUCAUCCUCCGUCUUAGUCUGAACGACAACCAAGAUGUUCCUGAAGUCACUGAGGACACCUGCAAAGACAUCAGCUUAAAGGUGAAAGUAUCUGCUGCAUCAGUGAAAGAGGCCCAGAUAUUACCAGUCAAAAUCAGAUGUAGGAAGAGACAUGAGUCCUUCCUCUUCUCAUUUCUAGAUCAUGACGGCUCGGUUCAACAAGCUGCUGCUAUUGAGCCAUUGAUAAACUGCCCUCUAGGUCAAUGUCCUGUAUUGCUGACAUUACAUGGCACAGGUGUGGAAGCCCAGAAUCAAGCCGACGGCUACAAGAGGAUGGAAGGCGAGAGUUGGCUCUUUGGUCUUGAGAAGGCUUGGGUUCUUGCUCCAACUAGGCAUGGAGCUCACAACUGGGAAGGCCCUGGCACUUUGACUUCCAUCACAGCACUUGAAAGUUUGCAUCAGCUCAUGUCAGAGGUUACAUGGAUGCCCAACAAGCCUAUGACUGACCUGGUCAUCUUUGCUGGACACUCCAUGGGGGGUCAUGGGGCGUGGCAUCUGGCCACCCAUUAUCCUGACAGAGCUCUAGCAGUGGUCUCGCUAGCAGGGUGGAUCAAGAAGGAAGAGUAUGGCGAUAGCAAUGUUUUCUUCAGGCAUGACAUCAGUACUAGCCACACGGACCCAGCGACCAAACAAGUUUUAGAGGCUUGUAUAGCUGAAAAUGAUGCAGACAGACAUGUUUCUAACCUUCAGGGUUUACCGGUCCUGACAAGAAUUGGUGCUAAUGACAGGACUGUUCAUCCCUUCUUUGUAAGGCGUAUGAACCGUCUACUGAAGGAGCGAGGAAUCAAUGUAACAUACAGCGAGCUUGCUGGAAAGGAACAUUGGUGGUGGGACACAUGGAAAACUAACGAUGGAGGAGCUGUGAACGACCCCAAACUUAGAGACUUCACCAAUGCACAUGCCAUACUUCCACCAUCCCUAUCGCACACUGCUACUUCAGAAUGCAAUGUUGGAGAGGGAGAGGGAAGAUGUACCCCAUCCUCUUCCGAGAACAAGUAUUCUCAGUCUGCCAGUGGAUCAGGGGAAGGGGGAGAGAGGGUCACGCUGACUGUGGUGAACCCCGCCCUAGGGGAAGGUCUGAGAGGGGCGAGGGUUAUACAGCAGCUGGUUCCAUUUAGAACAAGUACCAUUAAGAUGGUACUCUCAAAUGAUAAAGCUGAGCUCUCUACAAGAAAUGUGGCUCGAUUUUCAAUCACAGCCCUUCGUCAUAUAUCUUACAACUGGAGGAACAUCAAUUUAUUACAGAUUGAUGGCAUUCUUUUGGACUCGGAAAAGGAGAGUGGAUCAAUCGUGAAAGAAAAUUCUACACAUUUUUGCAAAACAGACACAGGUUCAUGGCAGAUUUGUGCCAGUGCUGUUUUGAAGGAUGGUGAAAGAGAUUCUGAUACGUAUGGACCUGCAAGAAGGGUAGCAGAGAGAAAGUUUCUGAUUGUCACAGGUACUAUGAAUGAAGAGACCAGUGCUACCUUACUUCAUCUUGCCGUCUACCUGGCAAACCUUUUCCUCUUGACCUCUGACACUGUUGCCACGGUGAUCGAAGAUGCCACCCUGACAGUCGAGAUGGCAGCCCCGCACAAUCUCAUUAUUAUUGGUGGGCCAGGAGACAAUGGGUGGGCGCAGCGAUUUGUGGAUCGAGUACCACUGGGUAUCAAUGAAAAUGGGCUAUCCUUGGGGUGGUGCCACUUUUCAGACCCACAGACAGGUGCCCUCUUCCUUGCCCCUCAUAGAGAAGGGUCACUUGCCCUGGUACUGAUGGGCAACUCAUUACAAGGUUUAGAAGACAUCAUGAGACUAGCCAGCCCCACUAUACCUCCCAUGACAAGAUCACCUUUUUCCAACAUGGUACCAGACUAUGUCAUCACUGGACCUGACUUCAAAGCCAAAGGACCUGGUGGCUAUGAGUGUGCUGGAUUCUGGGGCAAUAUGUGGGACUACAGACUAGAAGCUUCAUCAUGUGUGUGCUAGAUUUAGAUUGUAAGGGAAAUCUUUUUAUUAAUCUCACCUUGAAUAAUGAUAAUAAUAACAAUAUUUGGUUCUUGUAUAGCGCAUAUCACAUUAUACAACGUCUCUAUGCGCUUCCAAAGAGCUUUGGAAAUUAUUACCCUAGCUUUAGCUCCAGCAGCUGUAAACAGCGCACAGAGUAUUUCAAGGAAUAAUCCUACCAGGUACCCAUUUACCUUACUGGGGUCGAGUAAUAAUAAUACCAGUAAGAUACAAUGUGCUGUGCUUGAUAGCCCAUUGACUGCUGGAUUCUCUAGUUUCCAUAUACUUAGAGAUACAGGGGACUUCUUAUUACCAUACUAUUAUGCAAUGGGUUAAAGAAAGACCAUUUAGAGCAUACAUGCCGAUGCCUAUUUCCUCUGUCACACUAAGGCGAGGCGUCAAAAAUAUCGAUACCAGCAGGCUGCCGCCUCACGUAUUGGCGCAUCGAGGCUGCAAUUACGGUCGAAGCCUGGCUGGGGAAAUUAUUUUUCACUUAUUAGCCCAGCCGGCUUGCGCCAGGCUGGGAUCUGAGGCUCGGUUUCCAUUCGAAAGGCGGCAGCCGGCGCAUGCUUUUGAAUGCCAUUUCCUACCGCCAGCGGUAGCCGGCUGA
Strongylocentrotus purpuratus (purple sea urchin) is the source of this 3703-nucleotide messenger RNA. RefSeq lists its product as uncharacterized. The transcript has 28 exons. NCBI's taxonomy places the organism in Eukaryota, Metazoa, Echinodermata, Echinoidea, Camarodonta, Strongylocentrotidae. The record is from RefSeq and is a predicted model, not a curated record. Gene Ontology annotation, molecular function: protein binding. The coding region runs from base 1 to 3075 and encodes 1024 amino acids.